This is a messenger RNA of Oryzias melastigma (Indian medaka), 2026 nucleotides long. RefSeq names its product EF-hand domain family, member D2 (gene efhd2). Bases 187 to 888 code for a protein of 233 amino acids. NCBI's taxonomy places the organism in Eukaryota, Metazoa, Chordata, Actinopteri, Beloniformes, Adrianichthyidae. The transcript is spliced from 5 exons. Gene Ontology annotation, molecular function: calcium ion binding. The record is from RefSeq and is a predicted model, not a curated record.
CAUCAUCAUCAUCGUCGUCGUGAGUCAGACCCCGCAGGCCGCCGCGCCGGCCCGUCCUGCCAUUUUAAAAGGUGUGGUGACAGAGCCGCGCGAUUAAAAGGGGGAAGGAGCCAGCAGGCUGUCACCGCCAGCAGUCACGGAGGCUGGAGUUUGAUCCUCCCACACUGGAAUAAGGAGCAGCUGGACAUGGCCACAGACGAGCUGUCCUCCAAGCUCAGCCGCCGGCUGCAGAUCGAGGACGGGGCCGAGCAGCCCGUCGCGGUGGACGGCUGCGGGCUGCAGGACGGCGCGGAGGAGAAGCCGCUGGCGGCGAGCGCGGACUCGGAGCUGGGCGCGCUGCUGCAGCGGCGGGGGGAGCUGAACGAGGGGCACGGGGAGGCGCAGCAGCCCAGCAUGCGGGUCUUCAACCCCUACACCGAGUUCAAGGAGUUCUCCCGGAAACAGAUCAAAGACAUGGAGAAGAUGUUCAAAACGUUUGAUGCCGGUAAAGACAACUACAUUGACCUGAUGGAGCUGAAGCUGAUGAUGGAAAAGCUUGGAGCGCCACAAACCCACUUAGGAUUGAAAAACAUGAUCAAGGAGGUGGACGAGGACCUGGACAACAAGCUCAGCUUCAGAGAGUUCCUGCUGAUCUUCAGGAAGGCAGCUGCAGGAGAACUGGCGGAGGACAGCGGGCUCUGCGCUCUGGCACGGCUCUCUGAAAUCGACGUCUCCACGGAGGGCGUCAAAGGAGCAAAAACUUUCUUUGAAGCUAAAGUCCAGGCCAUCAGCGAGUCUAACCGGUUCGAGUCUGAGAUCCGCCAGGAGCAGGAGGCCAAGAAGAAGCAGGCGGAGGAGCAGAAACAGCGACGAGCCGCUUUUAAAGAGCUGCAGUCUGCUUUUAAAUAACCUCCGGAGGUCCUUUCCACGUCCCCCACUCAUGAUGUCAAGUUCUAAUCACUGCUGUUUAUGUGGCAGAUAUGCUUGAAAACCUGCGCAUUUCAACCCUUCCUCUGAAGCACACAGUGUACCGGCACGCAGACGCGCUCUUUGCUUUUCUACCCGUCUUUAGAGGCGGCGUUUCAGACAUUCCCUCUCACACCAGUGCCACUCCAACAGGUGCAUCAUGUUGAGAUCUGCUGACCAAUGCAGACCUUAGAUCAGUGUUAAUGUUCACCAGUUGCACGUCCAAUACUGUACUCUGCCAAACAAAAGAGCUGAUGAUCAAAGCAGGCAGCUGGUUUGUCCCAAUCAGGUACAGCGUAGUCGUUCAGCCAAGACAUUUGCUCCGUUUGCACGACCUUAGGCAUCUGAAAAGUGUCUUAAUCCACAGAUCAUCCGGUGAAUGAGUGUUUGGAGAGUACGCCGCUGGUGUUGGAGUGUAUGGAACAUUUAUGCCUAUGAUAAUCAAGAAUUGGAUGAAACUCGUCUUUUAGAAAAGAUAGGGACCAACAAAAUGUUGUGAGCCGUUUUUGUGUUGUUUCAAAUUUAAGAUCCAAACCCCGCUGAGGUGGAGCGGCUCGCCCUCUGACCCAGUUUGGGAAUUGAUCUUUGAUCUUUGACUGUGAUUUAAAUGCUCAGUAUGUCUUCACGAAUAAUAGUUAAACACACAAAAAUGCUUUAUUUUUAUAAGGAACAACCACUCUGGAGGUUUAAAGAAAGGGAACAACUAUUCAAACGUAUGAGAACACUUGGAGUGUGUUUGUGAGUGAUUACAAUCCACUUAGAUGGAAACACUUAAACUGAGUGAAAACUUUUGUUUUUUCCAUUCCAUUGUCGACCUAAAUCUGUAUAUAUUGGUUAUUUCUUUUCCUAAACAUACAUUUCCAUUCUUCAGGGUUCUUUGGUUGUUAAACUUGACUUGAUCAGUCUUUAACUUUUGUACUAAUUUCCUCUCAGGACCAAUUGGCUUAAAGUUUGUAGCCACUUUGUUAUGUAAGAUGCUAGCACUUAUACUGACAAUCCUGUUGUGGCUCUGUCUGAUGUAUGCAAGCACGUUAUGAGUGAAAUGGUUGGUUAAUAAAAUCAAUAAAUCUACUGUCAUUAA